Frieseomelitta varia is the source of this 1022-nucleotide messenger RNA. It is a transcript of the gene Cox11, whose product is annotated as cytochrome c oxidase assembly protein COX11, mitochondrial. Lineage: Eukaryota; Metazoa; Arthropoda; Insecta; Hymenoptera; Apidae. The transcript is spliced from 3 exons. Gene Ontology annotation, molecular function: copper ion binding. Bases 279 to 956 code for a protein of 225 amino acids. The record is from RefSeq and is a predicted model, not a curated record. Gene Ontology annotation, cellular component: mitochondrial inner membrane.
GAAAAAGCAACGUAUGUCAGGUCUAUCUAUUAGUUAAUCAAUGUCUAUAUCAUUCGUAUUGGUGAUGGUAACCUACAAAUAGAUUUGACAAAUAAAAAUAAAUAUGAUAAAUUAAAGUAAAUUUUCAUAAGGAUCACUGGAAUGUAUUAUUAACUUAAUUUCUUUUUAUUAAGUUACAUAUUACAAGUUCAAUAAAUUAGUUUUGUAAUAAAUUUUGGAGAACUUCCGUUAGGUUAGUUAACUUAAAAUUAGGUUAACUUAAUGAAAAAACAGACAAAAUGCACGUAAAAAUCUAUCAGAAAAUAUUAAAUUGCUACGGAAGGCAAAUACAUACCAAUGUGUCUCGAGUUUUAUUGAACCAAUAUUACGAUGCGGCUCAUAAAAGAAGAAUGCGUUCGUCACGUUUAUAUUGGAGUGGACUUGGUAUUUUAGUCAUUGGUUUUACAUAUGCUUCAGUACCUUUAUAUAGAGUAUUUUGUCAGUCAUACAAUUAUGGUGGGACAAUAUCAAUCAAUCAUGAUAGUAAUAAAGUGCAGUCUAUGAAACCUGUAAAGGAUAAAGUUAUAAAAGUAAAGUUUAAUGCUGAUAUAGGAGCUACAAUGCAAUGGAACUUCAAACCACAACAGAAUUUCGUACGUGUUAUCCCUGGAGAAACUGCUUUAGCAUUUUAUACAGCAAAAAAUCCAUUAAAUGUGCCAGUUACUGGUAUAUCUACUUAUAAUAUAAUACCAUACGAUGCUGCACAACAUUUUAAUAAAAUUCAGUGUUUUUGUUUUGAGGAACAACGACUUAAUCCUCAUGAAGAAGUUGACAUGCCAGUAUUUUUUUACAUUGAUCCAGAGUUUAUUAAUGAUCCCAAAAUGCAAAAUGUAGAAGAAAUUGUACUUUCUUAUACAUUUUUUGAGGCCAAACAAGGAAUGACAUUUCCAAAACCAAAUUUUAUGAAAAACCAGUAAUUUAUGUAGUAAGUAACAAAUGUAAUAAUAAAUAAAAUUGUAAAAAAAACAAAUAUACGUUCAGUA